ACUUGUUCCUUGAACAUACACUAACUUACCCCUCAUAUCCCGCAUCCGUCAUGGAUCGCGAGUGUACGACUGGUCACAGGUGUCGUAUGCCUAGGUCUUAGUAUAGCGUACGGAUAAUGUCAAGCUCUCGUGGCGCACUGAUGCUUCUUGUAUAAAGUUGAAGGUUGCUCCACGCCGACUGAACCAUGCAACGGGAGUCAGACGGUGCAUCGAUAAUAAAUCCUUUACUAUAGAUUGUUCCAGAUGAAGUGGACUUCUUUCGCAUUGGCGAUUGCCUUCACGCCCGCGGUCCUGUCGUCACUCUUAGCUGAUCGUGGCAGCAAGGAAAUUGGAUUGAAUCAACUCGCACGCAAAGCAGGACUUCAGUAUUUCGGUACCGCAAUCGAUAAUCCAAGUCUUGCCCCCGGUGGCGCUAGUUAUCUGCCUUACAGCAUUGAUAACUCGAAAUAUCGAAAGGUUGCUUACAAUUCAGAGGAGUUUGGUCAAGUGACGCCGGCAAAUGGGUUGAAGUGGAUGUUCACUGAGCCUUCACGAGGUCAGUUUAACUACACCCUCAGCGACGAAAUAAUAAAACCAGCGAUCAAAAACGGCCAAUUCCGCCGCUGCCACGCCCUCGUUUGGCACAACCAACUUCCACCCUGGCUCACGUCGCAGACCUGGACCGCCUCGGAGCUCCUCUCCGUCGUCCGCACGCAUAUCGCCGCCGAAGUAACGCACUACAAGGGUCAAUGUCUACACUGGGAUGUCGUCAACGAAGCUUUCAACGAGGAUGGUACGUUCCGGCCAUCUAUCUUCUACAAUAUCACGGGCACGGGGUAUAUUUACGAGGCCUUCGCCGCGGCCGCAAAAGCAGAUCCGAAGGCGAAAUUGUAUUAUAAUGAUUAUAAUAUUGAGACGGUGGGACCGAAGAGCGAUUCGGUGAGGACUUUGGUGAAGGAGAUGAGAAAGAAGGGGGUAAAGAUUGAUGGUGUGGGAUUGCAGAGCCACUUCACAGUAGGCGGGACGCCGAGUUAUGAAGCGCAGACGGCGAAUAUGGCAGCUUUCACUAAAAUGGACCUCGAUGUGGCAGUGACAGAGUUGGAUGUUAGGAUGCAGUUGCCGAGCAAUGGGAUGAAGCUGGCCCAACAAGCGAAAGAUUACAAUACAUCUGUGAUGGCGUGUAAGAAUACGAAGCGAUGCGUUGGGAUUACUGUAUGGGAUUUUCAAGAUAAUUUCUCCUGGGUUCCUUCGACAUUUGCGGGGGAGGGCGACCCUUUGCCGUACAGUAGUACCACUGAGAAGAAGCCUGCCUGGUAUACGAUUGCGAAGGCACUUCGGGGAUGAGAUAAAGUACACGCUUGUGUCAUCGUCUAGGCUAUGUAGUGCUUUCGAGAGGCCCAUCCCUACUUAGACAGAGCAAUGAGCUAGAUCUUGAGUCUUACUGGGCGUAAAUACACAAGGCUUGCAGAUGAGAACGAGACUCCAUCAAGCACAGAGUAGCGUUCACA
Messenger RNA from Pseudovirgaria hyperparasitica, 1487 nucleotides. Its product is annotated as glycoside hydrolase. The record is from RefSeq and is a predicted model, not a curated record. Gene Ontology annotation, biological process: carbohydrate metabolic process. The coding region runs from base 244 to 1323 and encodes 359 amino acids. Gene Ontology annotation, molecular function: hydrolase activity, hydrolyzing O-glycosyl compounds. The transcript has 4 exons. Lineage: Eukaryota; Fungi; Ascomycota; Dothideomycetes; Acrospermales; Acrospermaceae.